CAAAACACACAUACACACACAUGCUUGAAGCUUUUCUCUCUCUUACACUCCCUCCAAUUGUUAGGUGUCCUCUAAAAUAUUACCAUAGUGAUAGAGAUCAUUGUCUCCUACAAUCUCCAAUUGUUAGGUUUUUUGCAGUUGACUUCCAGGAUCAGAGGUAAUUCAGUUGUCUAUCUUUAUCAUCACUAUUCAUCACCAUGUCCAUGUUUAGGCGUCGUGGAUCACAACGACAACAACAAGAACAAGAACAUCAUGAGCUUCAUCCUGAGUCUAAGAUCAAUGAGCUUAAAGCAGCACUUGGUCCUCUUUCUGGGUGUAGUUUAUUAUAUUGUACUGAUGCAUGCUUGAAAAGAUAUCUUGAAGCACGAAAUUGGAAUGUAGAGAAAGCGAAAAAGAUGUUGGAAGAGACCCUUGCGUGGAGAUCUACCUAUAAGCCUGAAGAAAUCCGUUGGAAUGAGAUCGCUAAAGAGGGUGAAACCGGGAAAGUAUUCAAAGCAAAUUUCCAUGACCGUUUUGGAAGAACCGUUCUAAUAAUGAGACCAGGACGACAGAACACAACAUCAAUGGACAACCAAAUCAAACAUCUAGUGUACUUGAUAGAAAACGCAAUCCUUUAUCUUCCAGAAGGCCAAGAAGAAAUGGUAUGGCUCAUAGAUUUCACCGGAUGGUCUCUUAGGACCAAUGUCUCAAUUAAAACCGCACGCGAAACCAUCAACAUUUUACAAAAUCAUUACCCUCAAAGGCUAGCCGUUGCCUUUCUCUAUAGCCCACCACGCCUUUUUGAAGCAUUUUGGAAGGUUGUUAAGUACUUCUUGGAUCCAAAAACAUUCCACAAGGUGAAAUUUGUGUACUUGAAGAAUAAAGAGAGUGUGGCGCUAAUGGAAUCUUGUUUUGAUGUGGAUAAUCUUCCGACUGAAUUUGGUGGAAAGGCGACUAUGAAAUAUGAUCAUGAAGAAUUCUCAAGAUUGAUGAUCCAAGAUGACGUUAAAACCGCUAAAUUUUGGGGUUUGGACAAAAUUACCCUUGUGGAAACUAAUGGGCAUGCUACUCCAGCAUUGGUUGCAUAAGAGUUGAGUCACUUGAACGUUACAAUUGUUGUAUAAAGUUUAUAUAGACAGGAUCAAUUUGUGAUGUUUUUCCUGAAUUUUGUUGAGGAACCUUGAAUUCUCUAUCUAUUGGUGAAGUUUGAUGCUUCUAUUAUUCCUAAUGGAACUUUGUACUCUGUUUUGUA
Messenger RNA from Lactuca sativa (garden lettuce), 1231 nucleotides. RefSeq lists its product as uncharacterized. Gene Ontology annotation, molecular function: phosphatidylinositol transfer activity. Lineage: Eukaryota; Viridiplantae; Streptophyta; Magnoliopsida; Asterales; Asteraceae. The record is from RefSeq and is a predicted model, not a curated record.